UUUCAGUUCAAGAACAUGAUCGAAGAUGACCCUGAUGGAGUUCUCUCAGACUGGAACCUCAAUAUGACCCCAUGCAAAUGGCAUGGAGUCACUUGCACCCAGGGUCGAGUCACUCAACUUGGCCUAACUGAGUCUGAUCUGGUGGGUUCGAUCACUUUCUCUCCUUUCUCAUCUUUAGAUAUGCUAACUCUCUUGAAUCUGUCUGAAAACCCAGAUCUGUUCAUCAACUCAACUUCUAUAUUUCAACUCCCAUUUGGGUUAGAACAGCUUAUACUAUCCAACUCUGGAAUCACAGGUUCCAUUCCUGAUAAUUUUUUGGUCAAAUUCAAGAAUCUUGCUGUCAUCAAUCUUUCCAAGAACAAUCUAACUGGUUCUUUACCUGAAACCCUUGUGUCGAAUCCUGAUUCGGUUCAAGUUCUUGAUUUAUCUUCAAAUAGUAUCGUUGGACGCAUUCCUAUUGCGAUUUCUAACUACACCAAUCUCAAGAAUUUGAAUCUGUCGUACAAUUUGAUCACUGGUAACAUACCGAUAGCUUUGGGGAAUCUAAAAAGGUUACAGAUUUUUGGGUUUUCGCAUAAUCAACUCACUGGUUGGAUUCCUGAAGAGUUGGGUAACACAUGUGAAUCAUUGCUAGAACUCGGGCUUUCUUUUAAUAACAUUACUGGCACCAUUCCGGGUUCGUUUUCAUCGUGUUCUUGGCUUCGGGUUCUUGAUCUUUCCAACAAUAAUCUGACAGGUCCGUUACCUGAUUCCAUGUUUCAGAAAAUGGCUUCUUUAGAACGAUUGGUUUUGAGUAAUAACAAGAUUUCUGGGCCGUUUCCAUCGACGAUUUCGUUCUGCCAGAAGUUAAAGGUUGUGGAUUUCAGCUCCAAUAUGCUGUCAGGAACCAUCCCAUCUGGGAUAUGUCCUGGAGCUGCUUCACUCGAAGUGCUUCGUGUACCAGAUAAUCUGAUUUCUGGCGAAAUACCCGAAAAUUUAUCGCAGUGUUGGAAGCUAAAAACGAUUGACUUGAGCUUGAACUACCUCAAUGGCACGAUUCCGGCUGGAAUUGGGAAUCUAGAGAAUCUAGAGCAGCUGAUUGCUUGGUACAAUGGAUUGGAAGGGAAUAUUCCGGUGGAGUUGGGGAAAUGCAAGAAUCUGAAGGAUCUUAUUCUGAAUAACAAUCAACUCUCAGGGAGAAUUCCAGUGGAAUUGCUGAAUUGCAGUAAUCUUGAAUGGAUUUCCUUCACAAGCAAUUCACUUUCCGGUGAAAUUCCACCAGAGUUUGGCCGGUUAUCGAGGCUGGCGGUGUUACAACUAGCAAAUAACAGCCUGAGUGGUAAGAUUCCGACGGAAUUGGGAAACUGUAGCAGCUUAGUUUGGUUAGAUUUGAAUAGUAAUAAACUGACCGAUGAAAUCCCACCUCGAAUCGGUAGGCAUAUCGGAGCACAACCAUUGAUCGGAAUUCUAUCUGGAAAUACUAUAGUUUUCGUCAGGAAUAUCGGAAAUUCUUGCAAAGGAAUUGGUGGUUUACUGGAAUUUGCCGGAAUCCGCCCCGAAAGACUGUUACAGGUUCCGACGUUGAGAACCUGCGACUUUACAAGAAUGUAUUCCGGCCCGAUUUUGAGCCUCUUUACGCAGUAUCAAACUCUAGAGUAUCUUGAUCUUUCGUACAACGAUCUUAGCGGCAAAAUCCCGGAUGAAUUUGGCGAAAUGAUCGCGUUACAAGUUCUUGUUUUGUCACAUAAUCGAUUAUCCGGUGAGAUUCCGGACACAUUUGGCCACCUCAAGAACAUGGGCGUUUUCGAUGCUUCACAUAAUCGUCUUCAAGGUCCUAUUCCAGAAUCAUUUACGAACCUAUCGUUUCUGGUUCAGAUUGAUCUUUCCAACAACGAGCUAACCGGGCAAAUCCCGACAAGAGGGCAACUCAGUACGCUACCAGAGAGUCAGUAUGCGAACAAUACUGGACUCUGUGGUGUUCCGUUGCCGGAAUGCCGCACAAUGAACAACCAGGCGGAGGAUCCUGGCGGUGAUGGGCGGAGAUACAAUGGUGGUGGUGGACAAUCAUCCGCUAAAACUUGGGCUAACAACAUCAUAAUGGGAAUUCUCAUUUUGGUUGCUAUAGUUUGUUUAUUAAUCGUUUGGGCCGUCGCUAUGCGAGUGAAACGAAAGGUGGUUGAAGAACAAAAAAUGCUCCAGAGACUGCAAGCUGCUCAUUCGGCCACGACAUGGAAGAUCGAAAAGGAAAAAGAACCGUUGAGCAUAAACGUGGCCACGUUCCAGAGACAACUGCGGAAACUGAAGUUUUCGCAGUUGAUUGAGGCCACCAAUGGGUUUUCGUCAGAGAGCUUAAUCGGAUGUGGUGGCUUUGGAGAAGUUUUCCGCGCAAAACUAAAAGAUGGAUCGAGUGUCGCGAUCAAGAAACUCGUUCGCUUGAGUUGCCAGGGCGAUCGUGAAUUUAUGGCCGAAAUGGAGACCCUAGGCAAAAUCAACCACAAGAACCUCGUACCGUUGUUAGGAUAUUGCAAAAUCGGCGAAGAACGACUUCUCGUUUACGAAUUCAUGGAAUUCGGUAGCCUCGACGAGAUGAUCCACCGACGCUCGAUAAACGGCGCGUCCGACCGCAAGGUCUUGGGCUGGGACGAGCGUAAAAAGAUUGCGAGAGGUGCCGCGAAAGGGCUCUGCUUCUUACACCAUAAUUGCAUCCCGCACAUCAUCCAUCGCGAUAUGAAAUCGAGCAACGUGUUGCUCGACCAUGAAAUGGAGGCUCGUGUCUCCGAUUUCGGGAUGGCAAGGCUAAUCAACGCUCUCGACACGCAUCUAAGCGUCAGUACGCUCGCCGGCACCCCCGGGUACGUCCCGCCUGAAUACUACCAGAGCUUCAGGUGCACCGCAAAGGGCGAUGUGUAUUCGUUAGGCGUUGUGUUCUUGGAACUUUUGUCCGGAAAACGACCGACGGAUAAAGAGGAUUUCGGGGACACCAAUUUGGUGGGGUGGACGAAGAUGAAGGUCCGAGAAGGGAAAUCGAGAGACGUUAUCGACCCGGAAUUGUUAUCGAGGGCCGAAGAAGGAGAGAGGGAGGAUGUUAAGGAAAUAGUGAGGUUUUUGGAAGUAACAUUGCAAUGUGUUGAUGAUUUCCCAUCAAGGAGGCCAAGUAUGUUGCAAGUCGUGACGUUGCUACGAGAUCUAAACGUGCCUACAAAUCCUGUUGCACGAGAGACGUAGUAAAUUCUGAUUUAUUAAUUAAGAUUCGUGUUUUUAUUUUGAGAUAAUUGAAGGGUUGUUAAAUUUGAAGUCAAA
Cynara cardunculus var. scolymus (artichoke) is the source of this 3279-nucleotide messenger RNA. Its product is annotated as serine/threonine-protein kinase BRI1-like 2. The coding region runs from base 16 to 3204 and encodes 1062 amino acids. The transcript has a single exon. The record is from RefSeq and is a predicted model, not a curated record. Gene Ontology annotation, molecular function: protein binding; ATP binding; protein kinase activity. Gene Ontology annotation, biological process: protein phosphorylation. NCBI's taxonomy places the organism in Eukaryota, Viridiplantae, Streptophyta, Magnoliopsida, Asterales, Asteraceae.